UUUCGUUUCUCCCCUCGCGACUCGCCAGCCCGUGACACAGCCACGCAGGCAAUCCCCUGCCCCCGCGUCAACGGUUGCCGGGGCCCCAGACGACCACACUGUCCGUCGACUGGACUUUGAACUUGCGGUUGCCGGGGAAGAAUUGCAUCGCAUCUGCAUCUGCACGGCUGCACCUGCACGUGACCGUCAGUCCGUGACGUCGCUCGCUCGACCACCACCGCUUCCCCGCCAGAGCAGUCUCUCGGUCGAGAGUAUUAUUAUACACAGGCUCACAUUGUCCCUUCUUCCACUCUCGUCUCGUGGUGGACGCCCGAUCUCCCUCCCUCCGCCGACGCCCACGCCUGACGCCGGACAAAUGCGGCGGCCCUGGACGGAGGAAGCCUGAGCGGCGGCGCCCGGCGUUCCCUCCCCCUCUCCCUUCCCAAAUUUCCCGGUUAAUUAGAAGCUAGUUCAGUAUCCAAAGAUGGUUCAUCAUGAGCCAGAUGAGGCGACUGCAGAUGAAGCCAGCAUCUCUACACAGCCCCCCUUGUAUAAUCCAUCCCAAGCACCAACGGUGUACAAGGUCGGGUAUCCUCAGAAGAAGAACCUUGCCACAGAGUUCACCAAUGCACUGCGGGAGACGUUCUUCCAUGACAACCCACUAAAGCAGUACAAGGACCAACCUGGGUCCACAAAGCUCAUGAUGGGUUUGCAGUUCCUGUUUCCAGUCUUUGAUUGGGGCAGGACCUACAACUUGAACAAGUUCAAAGGUGAUCUGAUUGCCGGAUUAACAAUUGCAAGUCUCUGCAUUCCUCAGGAUAUUGGCUAUUCGAAGCUCGCUUAUUUGGAUCCGCAGUAUGGGCUUUACUCCAGCUUCAUCCCCCCAUUGAUAUAUGCUGCAAUGGGUAGCUCAAGGGAUAUAGCAAUUGGGCCAGUUGCAGUGGUAUCCCUUUUACUAGGUUCACUUCUGCAGAAUGAGGUUGACCAUGAAAAGAAUAAGGAGGAAUACUUGCAUCUUGCUUUUACGGCUACCUUCUUUGCUGGUAUCACUCAAGCAGCCUUGGGAUUUCUGAGGCUAGGUUUCCUCAUUGACUUCUUGUCGCAUGCUGCAAUUGUUGGAUUCAUGGGGGGAGCAGCCAUCACUAUUGCUCUGCAACAGCUCAAAUAUGUGUUGGGUAUCAGGAACUUCACAAAGGAGACUGAUAUAGUUUCUGUCAUGGAGUCUGUCUGGGGUUCAGUUCAUCAUGGAUGGAACUGGCAGACAGUUGUGAUUGGCUUCACAUUCCUUGCUUUUCUUCUGUUUGCGAAGUACAUUGGGAAAAAGAAUAAGAAGUAUUUCUGGGUGCCAGCUAUUGCUCCUAUAACUUCGGUUAUUCUUGCUACCCUUUUUGUAUACCUUUUUCGUGCUGACAAGCAAGGUGUUCAAAUAGUAAACAAAAUAAAAAAGGGAAUCAACCCAUCAUCUGUGCACAAGAUUUAUUUCACUGGUCCAUUUGUCGCAAAAGGGUUCAAGAUUGGUGUUAUUUGUGGCAUGAUCGGUUUAACAGAAGCCGUGGCCAUCGGAAGGACGUUUGCUGCCAUGAAGGACUAUCAGAUAGAUGGAAACAAAGAGAUGGUAGCACUUGGGACGAUGAACAUCGUAGGCUCAAUGACGUCCUGCUAUAUCGCCACAGGUUCUUUCUCUCGUUCGGCGGUCAAUUUCAUGGCUGGAUGCCGAACGCCGGUAUCUAACGUGAUUAUGUCAAUGGUUGUGCUUCUUACCUUGCUGGUCAUCACACCACUGUUCAAGUACACCCCAAAUGCGAUCCUGGGUUCCAUCAUAAUUUCUGCUGUGAUCGGCCUUGUGGACUAUGAAGCAGCAAUUCUCAUUUGGAAAGUUGACAAAAUGGAUUUCAUCGCGUGCAUGGGAGCAUUCUUCGGUGUGGUUUUCAAAUCUGUCGAGAUAGGUCUCCUGAUUGCUGUGUCAAUCUCGUUUGCCAAAAUACUUCUUCAAGUAACAAGACCAAGGACUGUGCUGCUCGGAAACCUUGCAGGCACCACAAUUUACAGGAACACCGAGCAGUAUCCACAUGCAAGGCAUGUUCCUGGGGUGGUAGUAGUGAGGGUUGAUUCUGCUAUUUAUUUCUCCAACUCCAACUAUGUCCGAGAGAGAAUUCUUAGGUGGUUGACAGACGAAGAAGACAAAGUCAAAGCAGAUGGACUGCCUAAAAUCAAUUUCUUGGUAGUAGAGAUGUCACCUGUCAUAGAUAUUGAUACGAGUGGUAUCCAUGCCCUUGAAGAUCUGUACAAGAAUCUUCAGAAGAGAGGCAUUCAGCUUCUCUUAUCAAACCCUGGCUCUGCCGUGAUUGAAAAGCUCCACUCAUCCAAACUCACCGAGCACAUCGGAAACAACCAUAUCUUCCUCACGGUUGCAGACGCCGUGCGUUUCUGCACUUCCAAGUCGAUGCAAGAGCCUUGAACUGAAACAGAUUUACGUCCGGAAUCUGUUCUCUAGUGUAUAUGCGUCAUGUAUGAUGUAUUCACGUAAUGAGUAUAUAUGCAAGAUUACGAAUGGUAGGAAUAGUUUUGAAGGCGAUAGUAUUUCAAUUGAACAUUUUUUACAGACAAGAGGAUAUAGAAUCAGUCUUCAACGUAUAGUUUUGAUCAAUGUACAAACCAAAGGAAACAUAGAACAAAACUGAAUUCGACAUGAGGCAGACAUUCCCUUGA
Messenger RNA from Sorghum bicolor (sorghum), 2688 nucleotides. RefSeq names its product sulfate transporter 1.2. The transcript has 15 exons. Lineage: Eukaryota; Viridiplantae; Streptophyta; Magnoliopsida; Poales; Poaceae. The coding region runs from base 464 to 2437 and encodes 657 amino acids. Gene Ontology annotation, molecular function: secondary active sulfate transmembrane transporter activity. Gene Ontology annotation, cellular component: membrane. The record is from RefSeq and is a predicted model, not a curated record. Gene Ontology annotation, biological process: transmembrane transport.